CGUUUUCACGCCCGGGCAGUGGGAUGCGUGUAAGUGUUUCUUGUUAUCGAAAGUUCUCUUGUGUUUCAUAAAAUUUCUUAUUGAUGGUGUUUUCUAUAUUGUGGAUAGAACCAUCGAAAUCAGUUUUCCUCAAUUUUAUUCCUGUGAUGAGCACGGUACAUACUGGAUGGAAGAAUGCUAUCUGCAGUCAGCAGCCGCAGAAUCGGAUGCCUACAUUGCACCGAAAAUACCAAUCGAAUAUGCCGAGUGCGCGGAAUUGGCUCCAGCAAGGUGCUGCUCACAACUCACACGAGGCGAUAAUUGUUCAGCUUAUAACCUUGAUCACUUGGCCACAUCGCGGGCACGUCUGCCGUGUAAAAAAAAACCAUGAUGUAACCAAAAUGAUUUACGGUAUAUUUCUAUUAUAUAUACCCCCUUUUUAUUACCGUAGAACCAUUUUGACUGCAGUUCACACCACUAAGCAGUCAUGAAAGUGGUGUUGCUGUUGGGGUUUGUGGCCCUUGCCGCGGUGUACAUCCAACCGAGCGAGGCAUGUGAAGAGUGUAAAUCAUGUUGGAAUUACAAACACUGUGAAAUAACCGAGUUUCCCUGGAUUGUGAGGAGGUGGUUUGCCGUUUCCAUCACCAGAGUGACCCUCAACAAUUUCUGGGGUAAAGGGAAGUCUUGCGGCAUGUUUAACAAAUGUUCGAAGAAGGUUUGCGGCUGUGUUGGAUUAGACGUUGGCCGUAUCGAAGGGCGGAUAUUGCAAGGACAGUGGUUCUCCCUCAACAGGAAGACUCAUGUACAGUUUAUGCGUCGAUACUGGGCCGUUGUUCACGAAAACAAUGCUGAGAUGACUUUCUUCUUAGCCGCCCAGGCCACGUGGAAAGUGCCGGCGAUAGUAGUGAAAAGAGUUUUCUGUGAUGAAUGUGGAAAAGUUAAAAACGUAAAAACGUACGUUGUACCGGACGCAGAAGUGAAAGUGAAAAUGGUGUCCGUCGAGGUUAGAGCUAUCAUACUUGUCAUGAAGAUAAAGUUUAGGAUAUUGCUGCUGUGUAAUGGCCUCAAAGGAAUUGUCAGCAACAAGCCGUUCGUUCUUGUGUUGACCACGAUGCCGUUCCCGAGUAAGGGCGAGACGUGGAAAGAAGUAAACAACGCUCUGUACCACUUCAACAUCGACCCGCACAAAAUGAAGUUCCUGAGACACGAAUUCUGCAUCUACCCGCCCUUCGAUUGGUGCAACUCCUGGGUCGCGCCUAAAAACAACGACUGCAACAUUUGCAAAAUGCCGUAGUAGUCACUUUUGCCGGCGUCACUUUGAUACGUCCCACAACUGCCGUCAAAAAUAUUGGUCCUCCCAAAUUAUGGAGGAAAACGACACUAAAAAAUAAAACACCGGCGAGGGAAGUCGUACUUACGGGCUAUACAGACAUACCGUCGGCGUUCCGGGCUUAGAGGCCGGAAUUUCCGGGCGUAGCACCCGGAGCAAUCGAAGUUACGGCUCCAGCACCCGGAACUUUUGACGUCUAAGCCCGGAACGGACGGUAUGUCUACGCAGCCCGUAACUUUGUUUUCAGUUUUCAGUGGCCCAAAAUUUGAACGAACACUUUAAACUCUCUGAUAAUCUACAAAUUUUCUUAGUUCUUUUUCUUCAACAAAUAUAAAUAUAUAUUAUUUUUCUCAUCGGUAAUGUUUUGGUUUUAAGCCGUGCAGAAAUGGAACUUAGAGAACUUAACGUUCCUGAAAUUAUUACAAUGUGUAAAAUGAAAUAAAUAAACGUAUGUGACA
This is a messenger RNA of Bemisia tabaci, 1767 nucleotides long. RefSeq lists its product as uncharacterized. The record is from RefSeq and is a predicted model, not a curated record. Lineage: Eukaryota; Metazoa; Arthropoda; Insecta; Hemiptera; Aleyrodidae.